CUUCCGGGACGUUUGAGGAACUUCAUGCCGAACUUCAAUAAAAGAGAGGAACCAUAACUGAGCCCCAGCUUGCGACAUCGCAAAGAAGACGUCCGUCGCUCUGCAGCUGAGUUUAGCUUGUUGUCACACGCACACCGAGUUACGGUGAAAAGUCAAAGCAGAAAACGCUGGAAAAUGCUCAGCGGGUCAGGCAGCGUCCGAGGGAAGGGAAGCGGAGGUAGCAUUUCAGCUCUGAAGCUCCUGAUGCUCGGACUCCUGCUGGUGUGCACCAGUGCCAAAGUCUACAAGAGAUGUGAGCUGGCAAGGACCCUGAAGCAGUUUGGCAUGGAUGGAUAUUACAAGUACAGCCUGGCGAACUGGGUCUGCAUGGCUUACUCGGAAAGCCGCUAUAACACCUCAGCAAUUAAUCACAACGAGCAGCAUGGAAAGGUUUGGUCGACAGACUAUGGUAUUUUUCAGAUCAACAGCAAAUGGUGGUGUGAUGAUCAGAAGACCAAAGGUGGAAAAAACAUAUGUGGGCUCAGAUGUGAUGAUCUUUUGAACGACUACGUAGGCGAUGACUGCAAUUGUGCAAAGGUUAUCGUCACACAGAGCAAAGGAAUGCGUGCCUGGGUGGGCUGGAAUAAGAACUGCAAGGGCAGAGACGUUGAGUACUUUGUUCAUGGGUGUGGUGUGUGAAAAGAGAAAUGAUUCAGCAUUCGUUUUCAACACCCCCCCCCCCCCCCGCUUCUCUUCCCAGCUUGCUUCAGAUACAGCGCAAUGGCAUCUUUACCACUACUACCUAUAUUCUUCUUAGACCCCCUUUGGUCGUGGCUGACCACGGGUGUCUCCAGGGUGCUAUUCCCUAUAUGGAGGACGCCUGUGCGUGACUUUGUUUAACGUGGGGAGACUGGUGCACAGACAGACACCACACGGUCCUUGACAGAUCUGGGUCAGGAUC
Amblyraja radiata (thorny skate) is the source of this 940-nucleotide messenger RNA. Its product is annotated as lysozyme C, kidney isozyme-like. The record is from RefSeq and is a predicted model, not a curated record. The transcript has 4 exons. Gene Ontology annotation, molecular function: lysozyme activity. Bases 175 to 678 code for a protein of 167 amino acids. Lineage: Eukaryota; Metazoa; Chordata; Chondrichthyes; Rajiformes; Rajidae.